AUCCAUAUAUAUAUCAGCGUCCUUCUCGAUAAGGAUCCGAAAAUGGCGAUGGAGAUCGAAGUUUUACCCGACAGCCCGAACGUGGCUAUGAGCCCGGCCCGAAUCUCCUUUUCACACGAUCUUUCACGAAACGACGCCGUUGUAGUCCCCGCCGCCGCCGAACACCACACCCGAUCAACAAAUUCCGCCACUGAAUUCGACUUCUGCGUUUUCCGGGAAAGCUUCGAGCAGGAAUAUUCUUCCUCCUCCGCCGACGAGCUUUUCUUCGACGGCAAGAUCCUCCCGAUCGAGAUCAAGAAAAAAUUACCUCCUCCCUCGCCAAUAAGAGCAGCUCCGCCGCCGCCGCCGCCGGAAAUUGAAGAAGAAAAGCAGAACAACAACAAAACGUCGUCGUUUUGGGGGUUCAAGCGAAGCUCGAGCUUGAACUGCGGAAGCGACUACGCGAGGAAGCUAUGCCCGCUGCCGCUUUUGUCGCGGAGCAAUUCGACCGGCUCGACUCCGAUCGCCGGCGGCGGCGGCGGCGGCGCUAAGCGGUCGUCGCAGGUUUCGAACAAUCAGAAGCAGAAUUUCGCGAAAUGCUCCACCGCGAACAGUUCCCUGAAGCAUUCUUCGUCAACUAAUCACCAAAAACCGCCAUUGAAGAAGAGCAGCUACGGUUCUUACAGCAGUAACGGGGUUAAAUUCAAUCCAGUUCUGAAUGUUACUCCGGCCAAUCUCUUUGGCCUGGGUUUAAUAUUUUCCGGCGGAAAAGACCGGAGUAAGAACAGAUGAUUAUCUUAAUU
Molecule: messenger RNA, 782 nt
Organism: Erythranthe guttata (spotted monkey flower)
Lineage: Eukaryota; Viridiplantae; Streptophyta; Magnoliopsida; Lamiales; Phrymaceae
Source: RefSeq, a predicted model, not a curated record